Molecule: messenger RNA, 2604 nt
Organism: Limulus polyphemus (Atlantic horseshoe crab)
Lineage: Eukaryota; Metazoa; Arthropoda; Merostomata; Xiphosura; Limulidae
Gene: Dnaaf5
Product: dynein assembly factor 5, axonemal-like
Exons: 10
Coding region: 25-2532 (835 amino acids)
Biological process (GO): inner dynein arm assembly; outer dynein arm assembly; cilium movement
Cellular component (GO): cytoplasm
Molecular function (GO): dynein intermediate chain binding
Source: RefSeq, a predicted model, not a curated record
UCACCUAGCAACGCUAUAUCUAUAAUGGCGAAACAGGUGGAAAACUCGUGUGAAUGUCUUUUACAAGCAAUAUCACGAUAUUUGAGCUGUUUGAAGGAUGAAGAUAAAAUUGUGCGUAAGCGAUCUAUGGAAAGUAUUAAGAGAGAAAUCAGUGGGAAGUGGAAAACUCUGCCUGUCGAAGAGUAUGACAAACUUGUGUCAGUUCUUUUUAAGCCUUUUCUUAAAUGUGUUUGUGAUCCAGUUGAACGAGUUCGUGAAUUAAGUGCAGAGGCACUCUAUCAUUUUGUAGAAAACUCUUCAGAUCCAGAGGAAAUUUCUUCCUACCUUGUACCAACUUUUGUCCAGAGACUCGGUACACAGGAACUUGUAGAAAUUUCUGAAGAAGUUAGGUUAUUAGAAGUGCAAAUUUUAACACUUUUGGUAUCAAAACUUCAGGUCAAGAUGGCGUGUUACUUGAACGAUAUGAUUAAAAUUCUGGUUCAAACGAUCGAAGACCCGUAUCCCGAAGUAAAGAAAGCAAGCUGUACCUGUGCGUCUCAGUUGGCUCGAGUAAUACCAGCGCAUUUUCAUAUGCAAUCAGAGUCAUUAAUUAAACCAUUACUACGCACAGUUAGUCACCAGCAUGCUAAAGUUCGAGCAGUCUGUGUCAAAGCAAUUGGUGAUGUUGUUCAGUAUGGAAACAACAGCUCUGUCAAGGAUGUGGUUUCUCAUUUGGCACAGCGUCUGUUUGAUCAGGCUCCUAUUGUGCGACAGGCAGUAGUUUCUGUAGCUGGUCGUUGGUUAUCAGAACUUCCUGACCGCUAUUCCUUCUUUUCGAAGCUUAUUCCUUUAGUCAUGACUGGUCUAAUUGAUGAGCUACCAGAUAUCAGAGAAAAUACAGAAAAACAAUGGAAAUGUGCAGGACAAAAGUAUCUGGAUGAAAAUGAAAAAGAUGUCAAAGACCAGCUGGAUUUUGUAAAGUCAGAUCCUGAUCACUACCCCUCUGGAGCUGUACGGCCCACUUUUGGCUGCCGUUUUUUGGUGAAGCGGCAUUUGUACUACAUUCUUCCAGCCCUUCUUCGUGACCUUGAUGAUUGGGUGGCGGCUACUCGAAUUAAGUCUGCAAAUCUCCUUUAUGUGUUGUUGCUCCAUUCUGAAGAGACUGUGACGAGCCACUUGGAAAAAUUAUUUCCAGCUCUAAAGCAUGCUGCAUCUGAUGAAGAGAAUGAAGUUGUAGAUAAGGUUCAGAAGAGUGCUGAGCUUUUAGGGUACUUUGUGAAGACAGAAACUUGGUGUCAUGUCUACCUGCCAACACUGAGCACAUCAUCGGGAGCUCUACUGGUGCUAGCUUCUAUGAUUGGUGGGAGCCCAAGGAUUGAAAUGAGUCCAUGUUUACCACAAUUGGCUGAUGCAUUAGCUUCUCCGGACAUUCGACACGCAGUGAAUUCUCUGUGCCAGUUCUGGCUAGCCACCAGUGUUGAGUCUCUACUGAUGGUCUGUGGAGAUGAUUGUGUUAACAUCAGCUACCAGUUGUUCAUCACUCUCAUUACUAUACAAGGACUAGCAGAGGGGGAUGAAAAGAUUUUACAUCAAGUGAGUAGAUGUCUGUCGAGGCUUGCAGAUGUUCAUAAGGUUGAGAAUGUACACAAGCUAUACGAAUUUCACUCGAAACACCUACUCCAACAUUUGGAAACAUCCCAUCAAUUAUGGACUGUACAUAGUCCCGAAUGGGCAGUUUUUCAUACACUUCUUAGUAACGGAGGACCUGCUUUAGAGAACCUUGCCGAAGAAUGGAUGCCCAUGGUGUUAGCUAACCUGCAUCCCAGUAAAGACCCCAGUCUUCGACUCAAGUUGUUCUCCCUUUCCUCCACCCUGUUCUCUGCUGGUCUGAACUCUCAAGGGUACCUUGCUGCACACUUGGAGACAUUCUUGAAAGAUGGAAUCAUGGCCAAUCUCGUGUGGCGUGCUGGUAGGACAGAAAGUGCAAUGAGGACAGCUACAGUUUCCUGUCUGUGGGCUUUAGUGCAAGCUGAUAAGUUAGAAUCUAAAACUGUAGCUUCACAGCUUCCUCAGUUGCUGGCCCUGUUGAUGUCGCUAUUAGAUGAUGAUUCUACGUCAACAAGACUCAUCACGUGUAAGGUGCUGUCUCGAAUACUUCCAGCCGUGGCUGCAUCACUCGAUGAUCUUCAGAAACUCCACGAGCUCUACCCUGCUCUGCUCAAGCGAAUGGACGAUGUGCGAAAUGAUAUCAGAAUAGCUGCCAUGAAAGUGUUUCCAGUGUACUUCCGAAGUUUUCCUUCAGGAUAUAAUCCCACACUGUAUGCUGCCCACAUAAGAGAAAUCUAUCAGGGCUUGUUAGUACAUUUAGAUGACCCAGAGGUCAAGAUACAAGACAAUGUAUUAGAGCUCCUGAAAGAAAUCUCCACUGUAUCAUCUUCAGUUUUACUGAUGGAAACGAAAAAAGCACAACCUAUGCAUCGGGAUCCUUCUUACUGCAAAACACUAAUAAAGUAUUUAGAACACUUGCAACUCAACCAAGAUGAGCCAAAUUAAAACACAAAGCUUCAGGUAGAAAAUACUGUAGUUUACAUUGUCAUAUUUAAUAAAACUAAGUUACAGAAAGUU